AUGUGUUAUAGCGGACCAAGGAUGACAAAGACAAUAGGAUACCGAGACUGGAGAUGGCUUGCGCUUUGGUGGCAUCAUUUCUUUCUCUUGUGGAGUACAAUAAACGGACAGACUCGUUACAGCAUCCCAGAGGAACUCAAACAGGGCUCUGUGGUAGGAAAUCUAGCCAAAGAUCUUGGUUUGGGACUAUCAGACAUUUUUGAUCGUAAAAUGCGUGUCGCCUCUGAGGCUGGUAAGCAGUAUUUCAGUGUUGAUGCGGGGAAGGGCGAGCUGGUGGUGAAUGACAGGAUAGACAGAGAGACUCUAUGUGGACAAAGCACCAGCUGUGUACUACCUCUGCAAGUAGUUGUUGAAAAUCCUUUGAGGUCUCAUCGUAUUGAGGUGGAAAUAAGAGACAUAAAUGACAAUUCUCCGAGUUUCCUUACACAGGAGAUUAACCUUAAAAUACCAGAAUCAGUUGCACUAGGUAAACGUUUUCCUCUGGAGAGCGCGGAGGACCCUGACGUUGGAAGCAAUUCUUUAAAAACGUACUCACUGAGCAAAAAUGAAUAUUUUUCUUUAAAAUUUAAAGAAACAAAAAAUGGUAAAGCUGUGCCAGAAUUGCUGUUAGAAAAGCCAUUAGACCGAGAAAAGAAUGCUAUCCAUCAUCUGCUGCUGACAGCAUUGGAUGGAGGAAACCCUGUCAAAUCGGGAACAUGUAAUAUUAUUAUUACUGUACUUGAUAAUAACGACAAUUUCCCAGUAUUCAACGAAAAUGAGUACAAAGUGUCUUUAAAGGAGAACAGUACGAAAGGAACGUUUGUAAUCAAACUAACAGCUACAGAUGCCGAUGAUGGUCUUAAUGGUGAAGUUAAAUAUUAUUUUGGGUCCCGCACUCCAGACUCUGUGUUAUCAACAUUUGAAAUCAAUGAUAUAACAGGAGAAAUCGUAUUAAAGGGAGAACUAGAUUAUGAGAGUUCAAAAGCAUACCUUAUCGACAUAACUGCAAAAGACAAAGGCAUUCCGGAAAUGGAGGGUGACUGUCGUGUACAGUUGGACAUAGAGGAUAUCAAUGAUAAUGCUCCAGAAAUUGUGCUCACUUCAAAACCCAGUACUGUUCGCGAGGACGCACCAAGGGGCACAGUGGUGGCUUUGAUCAGCGCACGAGACCUUGACUCCGGUGAUAACGGUAAAGUGUCGUUAACACUUCCCAAACGGUCUCCUUUCACUCUGAAACCAUCUUUCUCUAAUAAUUAUGAACUGGUGACCAGUGGUCCUUUAGACCGAGAGAGAUUCUCAGAGUAUAAUAUAGAGAUCACAGCCACUGAUUCAGGCUCUCCUCCUCUGUCCAGUAAGAAAACGAUACCUGUCAGCAUCACUGAUGUGAAUGACAACCCCCCUAUAUUCACACAGCCCUCCUUUAAUGUGUAUUUAAAAGAGAAUGGGGUACCAGGCUCUAUACUGUACUCAGUAUCAGCAUCUGACCUGGAUUUUGGUGAAAACGCCAAAAUCUCCUACUCCAUCUUGGACUCUAAAGUGCAGGACGUCUCUGUCUCAUCUUAUGUUUACAUUAACUCAGAUAACGGCAGCAUCUACAGCAUGCACUCGUUUGACUAUGAGAAGCUGAAGGUGUUUCAGAUUCAGGUUCAGGCAAAGGAUCAGGGCUCUCCGUCUCUCAGCAGCAACGCCACCGUCCAUGUUUUUAUCCUGGACCAGAACGACAACGCCCCCUCUGUUAUUUACCCCUCCUCCGCUGCCCUGGGCUCCCUCUCUCAUCAGAGGAUGCCCCGCUCCGCUAAAGCGGGUCACCUGGUCACUAAGGUGACGGCCGUGGACGCUGACUCGGGCCAUAACGCCUGGGUCUCCUACAAACUGGCGGAGGCCACGGACGCCUCUCUGUUCACUGUCAAUAUGUACACAGGGGAGGUGAGGACUAAACGCGCUGUGUCCGAGCAGGACGACUCCUCUCAGAGGCUGCUUAUAGAGAUCAAGGACGACGGGGAACCGCUCCAGUCCGCCACCGUCACGGUGUCCAUUCUGCUGGAGGACGGCCUCCAUGAGCCCAUCUUAGACCUCCGACAGAAAGUGGCCGAGCCCAGCAAGAAAACUGGGAGAAUCACCCUUUAUUUGAUUCUCUCUCUGGCCUCGGUGUCCGUGCUGUCUCUGGUGACUUUUCUCAUCUUAACGGUGAAAUGCAUGAGGAACAGCAGAAGCAGCGGUAGUUGCUGCAUGACACGGACCGACUGUGAUGAUUACAAGAACCCCAACAGAAACCUGCAGAUUCAGCUCAACACUGAUGGACCUAUAAAGUACGUGGAGGUCCUGGGAGGAGACAUGAUGUCUCAGAGUCAGUCCUUCAGGUCCUGUAUGUCUCCAAUGUCAGAGUACAGUGAUUUCACUUUGAUUAAACCCAGCAGCACCACUGACUUUAAAGAGGUGAUCAGUGUUCUGGAUGCGUCUCUACCCGACAGCACCUGGACCUUUGAGAGCCAGCAGGUGAGCAGAUGA
Anoplopoma fimbria (sablefish) is the source of this 2487-nucleotide messenger RNA. RefSeq names its product protocadherin gamma-C5-like. The coding region runs from base 1 to 2487 and encodes 828 amino acids. Gene Ontology annotation, cellular component: plasma membrane. The transcript has a single exon. NCBI's taxonomy places the organism in Eukaryota, Metazoa, Chordata, Actinopteri, Perciformes, Anoplopomatidae. The record is from RefSeq and is a predicted model, not a curated record. Gene Ontology annotation, biological process: homophilic cell-cell adhesion. Gene Ontology annotation, molecular function: calcium ion binding.